Molecule: messenger RNA, 714 nt
Organism: Cylicocyclus nassatus
Lineage: Eukaryota; Metazoa; Nematoda; Chromadorea; Rhabditida; Strongylidae
Source: the annotation of a GenBank genome assembly
AUCACUUCUCCAAAAACCGAUCGAUGAUGCUUGGAAGCUAUCUGGGUUUGGCUCUAGUCAUUUCUGCAUACGCGCAGCAACAGCAAACAAUACCUUGUGGACUGCCACCAUUUGUUACCAAAUUGCCUGAAAAGCAGUCUCAGCUGCUGAAAGAAAUAUGGGCAGGAUACGAAAGUGGAACCGAUUGCUCAACGCAACAAAAUAGAACUUUUGAGGUUGUAGCCACACUUACCGAUGCCGAAAGAGCUGCCGUCUUUAGCGCGGCUCAAGAAAACGAUGAAGGAAUACCAGUCGAAGAUCAGUUCGACACGACGCCAGCAUUCAUCAAGUCGCUCUCAAAAAAGAUAAAGGACGGAUUUGACGAAAUCUGGACUAAUAUUGGGCUUCUCGACCAAGAGAAGCACGAGAAGCUUCGAGAAUACGCAGCAAAACAUUUCAACAAAGAGCAGAAAGAAGGAUUUGAUAUAUGGUUGAAUAAGAUAAUCGAAGCAAGACAGCAGAUAAACAGUCGUGUUGAGAAACUGCCACAAGCAGCAAAGGAAAUGCUUAGCAAAAUAAUGAAGGUCCGUGAAGAAGAACGCAAGCUGCUGAACUCACUCACUCCAGAAAUGCAAAGAAUGCUGGACGGCCUUAUCUGAACGCGCUAUAAUCUAAUAGUGAUCUGAGAUUAGUAGACGUCUUUCUUUUUGACAGAAUCAAUAAACAUUCUGUUAC